UGGAACAACAACAACAAAAGUGACUCCGGACGCACCGGUGCGCGCGCGCGGACAGUCGGAUCAUAUGUAUUCGUCUUUUAAUGCACUUAUACGUUUAAAACAAACGUUUUAAGGAAUUUUAGUGUUUUUUUUGUAGAUCGAUUUUAAACUCUUCCUGGAUGGAGUGAGUAAACAAGGACACGAGCGGAGGAUAUUUUGGAUUGUUCUGUGAAAUAAAAGGACGAACUGGACUUUUGCUUUGUUCUUCAUCGGGAUCGGGUUAUAUGAUUAUAUUUACAUAAUCUAAUGUUAUGAUUCUACACGUAUUGCUUACGUGUACUAGUGCUGAUGUAGAAUAUACAACUAAAACACAGUAGUAACAUAAUGAAAGAUACACAGUUUAGGGUUUCUUCUGAGUUGUUUAAUGCACUUUAAAGAGAAAGUUGUGUUGCAAUCUGGUGCUUAUUGUAACGCGUUUUAUUGGCCAUAGCAGUUUCCUAAACAAAGAACACCUAGAACCCAACAUGCAUUAUAUGUUUAUGAAUGACGCGUAGGGCAUAACUUUUAAUGUCAAGAGUUGCACGGUGAGAUCGGUGUUUUUUUGUUUUGCAAGAGGACCUCGACCCAGAUCUGAGCCUCGUUGUCGUUUCAAAGACUCGCCCAUAUGUCUGAUCAUGGCUGAUCCAACCUCACACGGUUUAACCCUCGAUGUUCUCUACAUUCAAUCUAUCGUUUAGUUUCCACAAAGCGUGAAGUUUCCCACAGAGACCAUGUCCGAGAGUUGUGUGUCGGGUCAGACUUCAGAGGACCUGCUGGCUGAUUUUGAGUCUCUCUUGAAUAAUGGCAGCAUUGAUCUCCGUGAAGACCAUCAGAUUGUCAUCAUAUCGACACCCAACACCACCAGCACAUCUGGGGGGGACAUCCUGCUGUUUGCCACCCCACACAACACCACCAGCACCUCCACGGCCACCCCGCUGGAGAACCGGAGAGCGAUGCCGGGCAGACCGCCGGUAAAGAGGAAGUUGGAUCUGGACAGUGAUCAUCAGUACAUUUGCACAUCCAGAACCGCUUCACGUGGACCGGCACCUCCAGCCACACCCGCACCACCCAGAGCGCCCAGACCGUCCACAGAGAAAUCUCGCUACGACACGUCUCUCAAUCUCACCACCAAACGCUUUCUGGACCUGCUGGCUCAGUCUCCAGAUGGUGUGGUGGAUCUCAACUGGGCGUCCCAGGUGCUGGACGUCCAGAAACGUCGCAUCUAUGACAUCACCAACGUCCUGGAGGGCAUUCGUCUGAUCUCGAAGAAGUCAAAGAACAACAUUCAGUGGCUGGGUAACCGUAUAGACGGGGCGUCGGUGGCGAGGUUUCAGGAGCUUCAGAGAGAGUUAGCCGAACUGACGGACACGGAGGAGAAACUGGAUGAGCUUAUCAACAAAAGCAGCCUGCAGCUGCGGCUGCUCACAGAGGACACGCACAACAAGAAGCUGGGGUACGUCAGAUGUCCAGACCUGCGCGACACCGUGGACCCUCCGGAUCAGAUCGUCAUGGUGAUACGAGCACCACCUGAAACGCAGAUGCAGGUGACGGAACCCACUGAGGGCUACCAGAUUUCUCUAAAGAGCUCUAGAGGUCCCAUCGAUGUUUUCCUCUGUCCUGAGGACAGUUCUGGGGUUUGUAGUCCCGUCACAGAUUGUAGUCCAGCUAAAUCGACCAGUCAGAGCCCACCGCAGUCUGAACCCUCCUCACAGGAAGUGACGUCAAUGCCAGCUACGCUCCCAAGCUCCUCCCCUCUGCCUCUGGAGCCGUUUCUGGACUCCGAUCCGUUUUCUGGCAUUUGCGAGAUGCCAGAUUUUGAUUUUUCUCCUCUGGGCUCAUCUGACUUCCUGCUCGAGCGGAGCGACGGGGUGGACGGUCUCAGUCUCCCAUUGGACAGUUUUAUCUGCCUUUCCCCCCCGCACAGUCAGGACUAUCACUUCGGCCUUGAGGAGCACGAGGGCAUCAGCGAGCUGUUCGACUGUGACUUCAGUGACCUCGGCCCUCUGGAGUUCUGAAGGAAACAUUCGUUUCCCGUUCUGCUCUCGGUUCCACAUCCCGCCGCUUUUCAAUCCAGAUUUCAAAAACCUCUCUGGAGCCGUCUGACAUCAGAUUCAGCCAUUUAAUUUAUUUUUAAAACCAAUAAGUCACCUUUGAUCUCUCUGUGUUUGUUUGAGUUUAUUGUCCAGUUGUUGUGAAGGUUUUGGGAUGUUGCGCUCUUUACCGGAUGGAGGUUUGAACAUAUACUGAGGAGGUUUUCUGAAAUAUUGCUCAGGAGUUCUGCAGGUGAGUGAUAAUGUCUGCUCAUGUUGUUAAAGAUCGUUUAUGCAUGUGCACAAUAAUCGAUCUGUUAUCUUUAAGAGGGUUUGGGAUUCUGUUUAAGGAUCACGACAGACUGCCGAAAACAAACACACGCAAGCUUCAAAGUUUCAUUUUCAGCGUUUAUUCAGAACGCAGUUAUAUCAGCGUUUGACUUGAUGAGGAAAACGCUUUCCGCUUCGUUCGCACACAAAUCCACGUUUGGUUCAUCAUGUCGCAGAUUUUUUCUGCGUGUUUUUAAGGUUUUGCAUCGAUUAAUCACCAUUUCAGCACUUGUUCUGUGUUUAUAUUCAUAUCCGAUCUUGAUUCAGUAAACACAAAUAUUACAGUUUCCAGUUUUUAACUUUUUUCAAGACCUCCUGUAUCUUGUAUACAUCUUGUAUUUUAUGUACUUUUUUCUAUGUGUGUGUGUGUGUGUGCGCAUGUGUGUAAAUGUUUCCAGCCUCUAAAAUAUUAACUUUACUAUUUAAAAAGCACUAUAUAUAUAUAUUUUGUUUUCCAUUGGUUCUUGGCUCCCUUAAGCGAUCCAGUGUUUAGUAAAUCCACUGUAGUAUCGUCUACAGUAAAUCUGAAUCUGUUGUGUUGUGAUGAUGUCAUAUCAUUGUUGUGGGAUAUUUAAAAGCGUUUUGAUUGUGUACUCGAUAGAUAGAUGUAAAGUUCACGAGGAUAAUAUUUGAUUUGAUGAUCAGCUCUUGAGUGAAUGUAAAUGUAUAAUUUAAUCUGAUGUAGAUUUGCAGGUUUGUUUGGUUUGGUUUUUUGAAGGCAGCUUUUGUUCUUUGGUUGAUUGAAUGCGUUUUUGUUUGUUGGUGUUUUGUAGAUUUGUUCUUUGGUUGGUGUUUGUAUGUAGAGCUGUCUGGGACAAUUCUCACAACACAAUCAAGCGCCUUUGUGUUCGUGUGUUGACGUUUCACUUGAUCUGGUUGUAGAACAGCAAUGUUGGACAUGAAAUGUUUUUUUGUUGUUGUUUUUUUAGAAGAAUUGCUCUUUACUGUUUACUUGAUAAAGCACUAAAAAUAUGGACAAAGCUUAACACACACACGUUUACUAUUAAGAGAAAAUACAAUCUGAUUUAGAAUCAAUUGACGUUAAAUGAGAAUUAUGAGAUUAAACAUCAUUUGGAAUUUUGAUGUGAGGUUUUAACAACAGUUGACUUUAAGGUUUGUCUAAAGCGUUAUCGUAGUAAUUGUCUUCGUAAAAGCAAAAUAAAUGUUUAUCGCAAUCUUUCAGAUGUAUUUGAUCACCUGUCAAUCUAAAGAAUUCUCUGUAUUGUCUUUGUUCUGAUGAUGUUUUAAAUAAACA
Triplophysa rosa is the source of this 3633-nucleotide messenger RNA. RefSeq names its product E2F transcription factor 1 (gene e2f1). Gene Ontology annotation, molecular function: DNA-binding transcription factor activity, RNA polymerase II-specific; RNA polymerase II cis-regulatory region sequence-specific DNA binding; protein dimerization activity. NCBI's taxonomy places the organism in Eukaryota, Metazoa, Chordata, Actinopteri, Cypriniformes, Nemacheilidae. The transcript has 7 exons. Gene Ontology annotation, cellular component: Rb-E2F complex. The record is from RefSeq and is a predicted model, not a curated record. Bases 750 to 2033 code for a protein of 427 amino acids. Gene Ontology annotation, biological process: G1/S transition of mitotic cell cycle; regulation of transcription by RNA polymerase II.